This is a messenger RNA of Nicotiana tabacum (common tobacco), 1364 nucleotides long. RefSeq lists its product as uncharacterized. The record is from RefSeq and is a predicted model, not a curated record. NCBI's taxonomy places the organism in Eukaryota, Viridiplantae, Streptophyta, Magnoliopsida, Solanales, Solanaceae. Gene Ontology annotation, molecular function: protein binding.
UUCAGCAUCAUUCUGACUGUAUUAUUAAUUGAGUUUAGCGCAGUAGUUGCAAAUGCUCUGCUAGAGCACUGUGAUUUCAUACUUGAACAGAUUUUAUUGGGACACAACACUGGCUAAACAAAAAUUAAAUAGAGAAAUGCACUACUUCCUUCAAUAAGUAGAACGAUAGGAAAGAGAAAAUGAAGAGAUGUGUGUAACCUUGAGAUGCUGGAAAAGGAGCAGGUGAAGAGACCUCUAACCCUUGGGUGCUGGGAAAAGAGCAAAUUUAGCAAAAUUUGACAAAAAAUUGCUAAGUAAGGGUCAGAAGUUAGCAUGGAAAGUGAUUCGUCGCCGGCACGUUACCUGUUGAAAAUUGAAUCAUUUUCCUUGCUCUCAGACAAUGGCAUUAACAAGUAUGAAUCAAAUGAGUUCGAGUCGAGCGGCUACAAAUGGAAAAUGAUCAUUUAUCCUUAUGGAGAUGGAUCAGGACAUGACCAUAUAUCUAUAUACUUGGCCAUUGUUGGGACUAGCUCCCUACAUGCUGGUUGGGAGGUGAAUGCCACACUUAGCUUCUUGAUAUUUGAUCAAAUUCAUGACAACUAUGUUGUAAUAAGAGGAAUGGAGCGGCGUUUUCGCAAUAUCAAGACUGAAUGGGGUUUCUCAAAAUGCAUCUCCCGUGCAACAUUUAAAGAUCCCUCUAAUGGUUACCUUGUUAAUGACAGUUGUAUCUUCGGAGUAGAUGUAUAUGUCAACAGUAAUCAUGGAGUAGGUGAAUGUAUGUUGUUGAAAGAUGUCAAGGCUUAUAAGCACGAAUGGAAUAUUUCUGAAUUCACAAAAUUGAAGAAUGAGUUGUUUUCUGAGGAAUUUACUGUUGGCGGUUACAAAUGGAAAAUUUUGCUAUAUCCUACAGGUUGUAGUGGACAAAAUGGCGAGAGCAUCUCCAUCUAUCUUGAAUUAGUUGGUGCUAAAGGAUUUGAUUGUCGAAAAAGGGUCCACGGAAAAUAUAGCAUUUCCGUCAAAGACCAGAUUAGUGGUGCACAUCGCAAGAUGACUGUUGGUUCAUAUUGGUUUUCAGCUGCUUGUUACAUUUGGGGAUGGGGGGCAUUUAUGACACGCUAAGUGAAUUAAAGGAUCCAAAGAAAGGCUUCCUUGUGGGUGACUGCUGCAUUGUGGAAGCAGAUGUUUCUGUGCUUCGUGUCGUCAAUGGUUUAACCUAAUCAUAUAUAUAUAGUACUGAGAUGACAUUUAGCAGGUGUGUCGGGGACGGCAAUGCUUCAAGAUAUAUUAUAUGUUAUUAUGUUAAAAAGAAUGAUAUACUAUCAGGGUAUAUUAUAUGCUAAAUCCAUUGUAAUAUUAUUUCCUCUGCUUUCUCCAAUUUUCCCUCA